Eptesicus fuscus (big brown bat) is the source of this 3684-nucleotide messenger RNA. It is a transcript of the gene SHISA2, whose product is annotated as shisa family member 2. Lineage: Eukaryota; Metazoa; Chordata; Mammalia; Chiroptera; Vespertilionidae. Gene Ontology annotation, cellular component: endoplasmic reticulum. The transcript has 2 exons. Gene Ontology annotation, biological process: negative regulation of fibroblast growth factor receptor signaling pathway; negative regulation of Wnt signaling pathway. The record is from RefSeq and is a predicted model, not a curated record. Bases 1008 to 1895 code for a protein of 295 amino acids.
UCGGGGCGGGCUGGGUGCCGGGCGCGGCGACUUGGCGGGCGGCUGCCGUGCUCCGCUUCUCCCGCAGCCCGGAGGACUGCAACUGUUGUGGGAGGCGCCCACCGGUGCGCACCUCCCGAGAGCGCAGCGGCCCGGGAGAGGGGGAGGCAGGCCGGCCCGGCGCCGGAGGGAGCGAGCUGCCGCUGGAGAGGCGAGGAGGGAGCUGGCGCGAGCUGCCCGCCGGGACUCACGCGCAGCCGCCGCCGCCGCUGCCGCCGCUGCCGCCGCCGGCCGGCCGGCUCCCGGGACUGCGGCGGGGGCGCGCCGGCCCCGCGUCCUGGACGGCGGCGUGAGCUGGGAAGACUGACCGCACGUCCCGCGGCGGGGACCGUGGUGCACCCCGAGGGCUGCCGGGGCUACGCGGCCGGAGCCAUGCGGGCCGAGUUGGGAGCUGAGCAAACUGCGCGCGGCCGGUCAGUGCACUUGCUGACCGCGGUCCUGGGCGCACCGCCCGCCUUCUCAGCCCCUUCUCGCCGCCCGAGAGGGGACUAGAGGGAGGGCGGCGCUCCCGACUCGUGAGCGGUAUCCCGAGAUCCAAACCCUGCGGCAGCGUCCCGGCUCGGGGUCCGCAGCGGCUUUCCCGGCGGUAAUCGGACCGAAGGGACCGUCCCCUCGGGGAUGCCCGGGGCGGGUCCUCUCGCGGGCGAAGUCUCCAGGGGAUGCGGGACGACAGCUCCGGGCGCCUUCUGAGUCUGCACCCGAAGCCUUCCAUCAGCGCAGAUCCACUCCCAAGGCCGCCCCUGACGGACCGGGCCACCCGGCAGGAGGCGGGCAUGGCUUAGGAGCCUCCGGGGCAGCAGCCCGGCGUCGUUGGCUCCCGGGACGUCGCAGCAGAGGGCAGCGGGCACUCGCUGAGAGGAGUGACGAGGUCCCGGCCCGAGCACCCCCGGAACUGGGUCUCGGGGGCCACGACCGACUGAAGACCGCGCUGCGCUCUCUGGAGACGCGCGGCCCGCGCCCAGGGUGCCAUGUGGGGCGGACGCCGCCCGGCCGCCGCCGCCUCCCGGACCCCCGCUUCUCUCCUGCAGCUGCUGCUGGCCGCGCUGCUGGCGGCGGGGGUGCGGGCCAGCGGCGAGUACUGCCACGGCUGGCUGGACGCUCAGGGCGUCUGGCACAUCGGCUUCCAGUGCCCCGAGCGCUUCGACGGCGGCGACGCCACCAUCUGCUGCGGCAGCUGCGCGUUGCGCUACUGCUGCUCCAGCGCCGAGGCGCGCCUGGACCAGGGCGGUUGCGACAACGACCGCCAGCAGGGCGCCGGCGAGCCUGGCCGGUCGGACAAAGACGGCUCAGACGGCUCGGCAGUCCCCAUCUACGUGCCAUUCCUCAUCGUUGGGUCCGUGUUUGUCGCCUUCAUCAUCUUGGGGUCACUCGUGGCCGCCUGUUGCUGCAGAUGUCUCCGUCCUAAGCAGGAGCCCCAGCAGAGCCGGGCCCCUGGGGGGAACCGCUUGAUGGAGACCAUCCCCAUGAUCCCCAGUGCCAGCACUUCCCGGGGGUCGUCCUCCCGCCAGUCCAGCACAGCGGCCAGCUCCAGCUCCAGUGCCAACUCCGGAGCCCGGGCGCCCCCAACCAGGUCACAGACCAACUGCUGCUUGCCCGAGGGGACCAUGAACAACGUCUACGUCAACAUGCCCACGAACUUCUCGGUGCUGAACUGUCAGCAGGCCACCCAGAUUGUGCCCCAUCAAGGGCAGUAUCUGCACCCCCCAUACGUGGGAUACACGGUGCAGCACGACUCGGUGCCCAUGACUCCUGUGCCGCCUUUCAUGGACGGCCUACAGACAGGCUACCGGCAGAUUCAGGCCCCCUUCCCUCACACUAACAGUGACCAGAAGAUGUACCCCGCUGUGACUGUGUGACUCCAGGUGCCAACUGGGUUCCAUCACGAGACCGAGGAAAACAGGGAAGCUGUGGAGUUGGCGAGGAUUCUCAAGGUGGCAGUCCGUGCAUGCUGGGGAUGUUCAUGGCACAAUUCAUUCGGAUAGUUUCAUUUGCCCCCAAACUGUGAAAACAUCUCUCUCUGAAUUAGCUUUUGUGGAUGUUUUAUCCCAGUGCAUGAUUGAUUUAUGAUGGAAAAGGACAUCACCUGGAGAUGCCUGCAUUGGUACUGAUGGUUGUAUGACAAAUGCUUGAGCCCUUAAGUGCCCUUGAGGUAUGGCUGUCAAAAGAUUUUUGUAAACAGAUGAUUAAGGGUGUUUAUUAUAUUGUUAUUAUUAUUGUUUCUUUUGUUUUUUUACUGUACCCAGUCAGAAUACCUGUUCCUUGCCUCUUACCUGGGUAAGUCUUUUAUAAGCAUCCAAGGUUUAGGGGAAGAUAUUAAGAACACAAUUAUUAUACAAGGAAAUCCAAUUUAAACUACAUGAGAUUAGUCAUUGAUCUCAGUAUUUCAUAGGUAUUCUUUCUUUCAUUGUAAAAAGAUAUAUAAAUUGUCUAUUUUUGUGCUUUUUUUUGGGUCUAUUUUGUGCUUUUUUACCUUGUGUAGAGAUCUUAUUACAAAGUGAUUUUCUACAUUAAAAAGAGACUGAAAGAAAUUGUAUAGUUACUUAACUAAUGACAUUUCAGAACUCUGGGGUUUUAAUCUUGAAGUGGUGGGUGGUGUAGUAAUAAAGCCAUUCAUCCCCUUCUUGAUUGUAUCUUCUAAUUUUCCAACUUUACAGUGACAUCUGAGAAGUAACUAGAUUUUUUUAUGUUGAAAUUAUAAUCUAUCACCUGCUACUUCUACAAAUUACGUAUGGCUUGGCUUUUCUUUCUAUUUGGUUUUUAGAUCCCCAUGUCUGUAUAAGACCGAGUGCAGGUAAUUACUGUCUUAUAAAUGAAGAUCAGCAUUUCUGCUUAGAACUGAUAAAACAUUUCUUGUUUCCCCUAUAAAUAUCAAAGAAAUGCUUUAUAAAGGUUGAGUAUAGCUUCUCAGCCAUAAUCCAAGAUUUUGGAUGAAAUUUAAACCACAAAUAUAAUUUACUUUGCAAAUCAUAAGGCUUUUUAUACUCUUGUUAUCAAAAUGGCUUAUUUUUCAGGCAAUAGGGACUAUUAAAUCAGGAGAAAAGCUUUUCAAAGAGAUAUUGCCUUUCUUUCCCCACAAAGUUCUUGUUUUUCUCUCCUAGUCCUCAGCAAGCACUAUAUUCAUUACCAGUGUUCUGAAUUAUGAGAUUCAAGUGAGUUUGUGUAUUGUUUACUUAUAAGGAAUAAGUUUAAGUAUGUGCAAGUAAAUUUCCAACUGCAAGCCAAAACAAGAUUUGUAAUUCAACAAAUGCAUAAGGUUGGUCUUUGACACAUUUAUGCCAAUAUCUGUUAUCUUUCAUCUACCCUACCUAUCAUCUACUAUCUAUCUACCUACCUAUCUUUCUAUCUAUCUAACAAUCUAACAUCUAUCUCAUGACUGAAUAAUGUAAAACCACUGUUGGCAAUUGGUAUCUGCAAAGAUACUCAAUCAAACAUUUUUAAUAACCAAAGGCAGGGGAAAAUAAUUUUACUUAUUAAUAAAUAUUUUAUGGUAUGAAUUCCUAGGGGAGUUGUUGUUUUGUUUUUUUUCAUUUUCAUUCUACUUGCUAAUUUUAGAUGGUCUAUUAAAUCUGUUAAUAGAAUAAAAUUGCUCAAAAUUGUAAAUAUUGCUUUCUAGAACCAAGAGACUACCUUUAAAAGUAAUCAAUA